Messenger RNA from Oncorhynchus nerka (sockeye salmon), 4309 nucleotides. It is a transcript of the gene cap2, whose product is annotated as cyclase associated actin cytoskeleton regulatory protein 2. Gene Ontology annotation, molecular function: actin binding; adenylate cyclase binding. Gene Ontology annotation, cellular component: cytoplasm. Gene Ontology annotation, biological process: cell morphogenesis; cytoskeleton organization; actin filament organization. The record is from RefSeq and is a predicted model, not a curated record. Lineage: Eukaryota; Metazoa; Chordata; Actinopteri; Salmoniformes; Salmonidae.
CUUAGUCUAGGUGUCUGGGGCGUCCUCCACUGCUCCUCAAGACCAUGCAGGGGGGAGAGAAAGACUGGAGGCACCGACUGGUACUUUGUCAGUGGUCCACUCACUCAACUGCGUUAACAGGUUCACAAAUGUUGCUUAAUUUGGAAGUCCCGGAAGUUUAGGGUUAUCUGCGCGAUUGACUGACAGGGAGGCUGGGUGAAGCGGCAGACGUAGGAACGAAUCAACCCGGGACAUUACAAAAGCGAAAUAAAACACUACGCCAGAUUUGAUAGGGACCUAUAGAAGGACCAUCGCCAUGGAAACGCUAGUGCAGCGGCUGGAGCAGGCCGUGAUUCGUGUGGAGCAGGUGUCCAUCAACAUGCAGGUGUCCAAUGGCAUGGCCAACGGGGAAUGUAACGGGGUCAACGGAUGUCAGUCCCAGUGUAUGGAGGCCUUUGACCUGCUGCUGAUGGGGCCGUUGUCAGAGUACCUGAAGAAUAGCCGUGCCAUAGGAGAGGAUGUGGAGAAGCAUGCGGAGAUGGUGAACAACGCUCUGCAGCUUCAGAGAAGCUUCCUCAAAAUGGCCACCACACACCAGGAGCCUGCUCCGAUGGAGCUGGCUGACCUGCUAAAGCCCAUCUCAGAGAAGAUCCAGGAGAUUCAGAACUUCCGGGAGCGUAACCGUGGCAGUAGCCAAUUCAACCACCUAUCAGCUGUCAGCGAGAGCAUCCCAGCGCUGGGCUGGGUUGCUGUGAGCCAGAAGCCAGUUCCCUAUGUGAAGGAGAUGAAUGAUGCUGCCAUUUUCUACACUAACAGAGUUCUGAAAGACUAUAAAGACUCAGACAAGCGUCAUGUGGAGUGGGUGAGGUCCUACCUGUCCAUCUGGACUGAGCUCCAGGCCUUCAUUAAACAGCAUCACACAACAGGCCUGGUCUGGAGCAAGACUGGUCCCAUUGCGCCUCCCUCUCUGUUCACCCCUGCCCCUGGUUCCCUGCCCCCUCCACCACCUCCACCCCCUGGACCCCCACCAGUCUUCACAGGCGAACCGCCCCAGGCCGGCAGCACCACGGCCCAGCAUUCAGCUCUCUUCGCCCAGCUGAAUCAAGGAGAAGCCAUCACUAAAGCAUUAAAGCACAUCUCAAAGGACCAGAUGACCCAUAAGAACCCCUCCCUUCGCACCCAGGGAGGAGAGCAUCAUGCCUCCCCACCAAAGAGCCGAAACCCCGGAGGCUCCUCCAACAGAGCGCCUCCCCAGAAACGACCCCCCCUGCUGGAGCUGGAGGGGAAGAAAUGGAGGGUGGAGUACUUUGACCAGGCUCAUGACCUGGUUAUCGAGGAGCCAGAGCUGAGACAGGUGGCCUAUGUCUUCGGCUGCAGCAACUCUACUUUACAGAUAAAGGGAAAGAUCAACUCCAUCAUUGUGGAUAACUGUAAGAAGCUUGGUCUGGUGUUUGACAACGUUGUUGGCAUUGUGGAAGUCAUCAACUCUAAAGACAUUAAGUUGCAGGUGAUGGGUAGAGUUCCCACCAUGUCUAUCAACAAGACAGAGGGCUGCCAAGUCUACCUGAGUAAGGACGCUCUGGACUGUGAGAUUAUCAGCGCCAAGAGCUCUGAGAUGAACAUCCUGGUACCGCAGGACGAUGACUAUAGGGAGUUCCCAGUUCCUGAGCAGUUCAAGACGGUUUGGGACGGAUCCAAACUGGUGACAGAACCCACAGAGAUCGCUGGCUGAUCGCUGAUACUUAAUCAUCCUCAUCUCUCUCACACCCCCACUUAUUCCUCUUCCUCUCCUCCCUUUUCCCUCUACGUCAAAGAUUUCACAAACCCAUAUAGGCUGGCUAUUACAAGUAAUAAAAGGACAAACCAGACACUGUAACUGACUAGCUAGUAGUACUGUAGGUUGAUUGUAAGCCUGGUUGUAUCCAUUAAGAUGACUUUUUUCUCUGCACUUUGAAAUGGUAGAUUGUUAUGGAACUGUUUGUUCAGCUUAUUGGUUGCAUAGCACUCUCCUCCACAAAACUACUGUACUAUCCACAGAAUUAUGGUAGGUCUACUAUUUAAACACGCAGGCAGUAUUUGUCAGGUUUCGUCAUGUGUAGAACUAGUUAAACUUGCAAACUAGUUAAAAAGUUGCAUUCAAAUUUGGAAUAAAGAGGAAGUGUAGCCAUUAUGUUUAUCUGUUAAAUCUGCUGGUGCAAAAUAAGGUCAUUCUUAAACUAAGUAUCAUACUUACAUGUGUGUGCCAUAGCAAUAAAAUGAUGAGUACAUAUGGGUACAAUAUAAUGACAUAUUUUCAAAUUAAAAGCAGAAAAUGCAACCCUGAUAAGACAAACUGUAUUAAGAUGCAUUUUGGAGGUGCAUUUUGAUUGGAGAGAACACUGAAAUGUCAGUCCUCCUUGGCAUUGUCAUGUUGUUUUGUGCACUGUUGUGAUUUUAUUUGAUUGAGGUAGAAAGUAUUGAAAAAUGAGGUCAAGCGUUGACUGUUGAUUUGUAUGAGAAGUAGGAUGAAGAGAAUGUCCCACAGAUGGAAUUGAACAGCCAGUUGGAGUAUGUUCCACAGGAUGUCCUAGCAUACACUGUUUUGGUUUGCUGUAAUACUCUACUAUACUCAACUAUUCACAUCUAGCUGUUGAGUCAACGGUUGUAUCAUGUUUAUAUUGCAUGAUAGAUUUGUAAAUGUAUUUUUUAUACUACACUGAACAAAAACAUAAAUGCAACAUGCAACUAUUUCAGUUCAUAUAAGGAAAUCAGUCAAUUGAAAUAAAUUCAUUAGGCCCUAACUAACUGACUGGGAAUACAGAUAUGCAUCUGUUGGUCACAGAUACCUUAUUUUUUUAAAGGUAGGGGUGUGGAUCAGAACACCAGUCAGUGUCUGGUGUGACCACCUCAUGCAGCGCGACACAUGUCCUUCGCGUAGAGUUGAACAGGCUGUUGAUUAUGACUUGUGAAAUUGCUGGAUAUUUGGUGGGAACUGGAACACGCUGCCGUAGAUGUCGAUCCAGAGCAUCCCACACAUGUUCAAUGGGUGUCAUGUCUGGUGAGUAUGCAGGCAAUGGAAGAACUGGGAUAUGUUCAGCUUCCGGGAAUUGUGUACGGAUCCUGGCGAUAUGGGGCCGUGUAUUCUCAUGCUGAAACAUAAGGUGAUGAAUGGCAUGACAAUGGGCCUCAGGAUCUCGUCACGGUAUCUCUGUGCAUUCAAAUUGCCAUCGAUAAAAUGCAAUAGUGUUCAUUGUCCGUAGCUUAUGCCUGUCUGUAUCAUAACCCCACCGCCACCAUGGGGCACUCUGUUCACAACAUUGACAUCAGCAAAUCGCUCGCCCACACAACACCAUUCACGUGGCCUGCGGUUGCGGGGCCGGUUGGACGUACUGCCAAAUUCUCUAAAACAACGUUGGAGGCGAUUUAUGGUAGAGAAAUGAACAUGAAAUUAUCUGGCAACAGCUCUGGUGGACAUUCCUGCAGUCAGCAUGCCAAUGCACACUCCAACGUUUUUUAAUUUGACAUCUGUGGCAUUGUGUUAUGUGACAAAACUGCACAUUUUAGUGGCCUUUCACUGUCCCCUUGCACAAGGAGCACUUGUGUAAUGAUCAUGCUGUUUAAUCAGAUUCUUGAUAUGCCACACCUGUGAGAUGGAUGGAUUAUUUUGGCAAAGGAGAAAUGCUCACUAACAGGGAUGUAAACAAAUUUGUGCACAUUUGAGAGAAAUAAGCUUUUGUGCUUAUGGGACGUUUCUGGGAGCUUUUAUUUCAGCUCAUGAAACAUGGGACCAACACUUUACAUGUUGCAUUUAUAUUUUUGUUCAGUGUAUAUUACAUUGAUAGCAGACUAGAUGUCAGUAUUACUCAAGCAAAUGCAAUUGUCAUAGUGAAAUAGAAGGUAAAAAAUGUAAAGGAUAACAAUAGCGAGAGUUUAAUUGCAUUUGAUAUCUAGUUUGUAAGAUAUAACUUGCUUAUCUCUUGUUCAUGUGCCUAACCCAAAUGUAUAUGGUUGUAGCAUCACCACCAAUAGAUUGUUCUAAUAUUACCAGCUCUGUAUUUGUAAGCCUUAAUAUGCGUAGAUACAAAUCAACAUAGAGAGAAAUGUUUGUCGUCAUGUUCAAUGCGCACUGAAGUCUUGUCUAUAUACCUGUUAGUCGGAAUACCCUACUGUAAAACAUUUUUUUUCAAUUUCUUUAAUGCAUUUUGUAUUGGGGCACAAAUGCAUUCAGUACCACCAUCCUUUUGAGAGGAAAUACACCAGUAGUGCUUGUCACAUGUUCUAAUUCAUACCCAGCAGUGAAUUUAGUGUAUGUAAAUGUCUAUCGUUUUUCAAAAUUAAAUCUAAACUUUAA